UCUGACUGUUUAACUUCCCGCCUGACCCUGAUCAUGAAUCAUGAUCCUGUUGUAGCUUCUCAAGCUUAUGUCUUGUCUAUCUGCCUGUAUAUACUAUAGCCUGACCAGUAGCCAGCCUACGUAUCAGCUUUGUUAGCCUGCCCGCCCGAUCCCGCACUCUGACAGAUAGAACUGAAUACAUUAAAUUUGCUUCACUGGCUUGGUUAUGGACCUGAGGACGGUACCUGGAUGCGGUGUGAAGCAUUAAUAGAAGGUUAUAAGGACCUUAUUAAUGAUUAUAACUGGAAAAAUAGCUGAUAGUCCUGUUUUUCAGUUUUAUUCUACUGUAUCAAUGUGGAUGUUGACUUUUACUGUAUUCCCAACUGUUGCAGUUCCAUUAUGUUUCUCUUCGCUGUUGCUUCCGUUCCUUUCUGCCUAUCUCGCUGUACCGCGCCCUCUUCGCCGCUUUGUAUGCAGAACUUGGCAACAUCCCCAUUCCUGGGACUAAGAGAAAUCGACCUUUCUACAUCACAAUCAGAAGUAC
Molecule: messenger RNA, 523 nt
Organism: Aspergillus alliaceus
Lineage: Eukaryota; Fungi; Ascomycota; Eurotiomycetes; Eurotiales; Aspergillaceae
Exons: 1
Coding region: 272-487 (71 amino acids)
Source: RefSeq, a predicted model, not a curated record